Colossoma macropomum (tambaqui) is the source of this 2588-nucleotide messenger RNA. RefSeq names its product hyaluronidase 1 (gene hyal1). The transcript is spliced from 4 exons. Gene Ontology annotation, biological process: hyaluronan catabolic process; carbohydrate metabolic process. The coding region runs from base 131 to 1480 and encodes 449 amino acids. Gene Ontology annotation, molecular function: hyalurononglucosaminidase activity. NCBI's taxonomy places the organism in Eukaryota, Metazoa, Chordata, Actinopteri, Characiformes, Serrasalmidae. The record is from RefSeq and is a predicted model, not a curated record.
CAGUAGGGACUCGGUUCCUCAUUUUAUUUCCCCCGUUUUAAAACCAGUCUAGUCACGAGUUGUUACUAUGUUACGUUUCCCUUUAUGGUCAUUGAUAAUUAGCCUAGCCGACGAGCAAUAGGCGACAGGUAUGGGUGCUACUGCCUGCUGGACGUGUCCUCUGAUCUUCCUCUGCGUUUUCAUGACCUCUCCUGUCUUGGUCCAUUCACUUAAAUCCUUGUCUCACCUCCCAUUCUUCACAGUAUGGAACGCUCCCACUGAGCAGUGUGCAUCUCGCUAUGGUGUUGAACUUGACUUGAGUGUUUUCGAUAUUGUCCACAACCAGAACCAGACAUUCACUGGUGGUAACAUUACCAUCUUCUACUCAGGCAAGUUGGGCUUCUAUCCUCACUAUGAUAAGGAGAACAUAGCAGUGUAUGGAGGGGUUCCUCAGAACGCCAGCCUGAGUGACCACAUCUGGCAAGCUGACUCCGACCUGCGGAAGGCCAUCCCAGAUCAGGGCUUCCAAGGGCUGGCCGUGGUGGACUGGGAGAGCUGGAGGCCUUUGUGGGAACGGAACUGGGACAGUAAGGAAGUGUACUGGAAAGGCUCCAGGGCACUGGUGAAGGCCAAACAUCCAGACUGGAACCCAGAGCAGAUAGAAGUGGAAGCUGUAAAAGACUUUGAAGGGGCAGCACGGGCCUUCAUGGAGGAGACCCUGAAGCUGGGACGAAGGGAACGGCCAGAGGGGCUAUGGGGCUUCUAUGGCUUUCCCUGCUGCUACAACUACCAGUACAAGAAGAACGAGACCUACACUGGAGAGUGCCCACCACUGGAAGUGAAAAGGAAUGACAUGCUUUCCUGGUUGUGGAACGUGAGCACGGCUCUGUAUCCUGACAUUUACUUGGAUCUGAUGCUCAAGGAUCACGACCGUGAUAUUCUGCUGUACUCCCGAUAUCGAAUCCUGGAGGGCUUGAGGGUGAGAGAGCAGGUGACUCCCAUCAAGCCCCCUGUCAUCCCUUAUGCCCGCAUUGCCUUUACCUACUCGCUAGAGUUCCUCUCACAGGAGGAGCUGGUUAAUACCAUUGGAGAGAGUGUUGCAUUAGGGGCAGCAGGAAUUGUUCUAUGGGGAGAUGCAAACUACUCUAAAAGCAAGGACACCUGUCAAGCAGUGAAGGACUACCUGGACUCCACUCUGGGCCGAUACGUGGUAAACGUGACCGAAGCUGCAUUCAUGUGCAGCCGGACUCUGUGCUCGUCUCGGGGCCGAUGCCAACGCAAAGACUCAGGCUCCGGGGCCUACCUCCAUCUAGACCCAGCCGAGUGGACCAUCAUUCGCAGAGCUGAUCUUUCAGAUGAGGCCUCCGGCGGUCCACCGUAUGUGAUACAGAGGAGGGUGAUGAGUGAUAAAAGAGAGAGGAAACAUUUUAUAGAGCUGUUUAAGUGCCAGUGUUUCCCAGGCUGGGAAGGUGAGCAUUGCCAGAAGCCGGUUGCCAGCUAGCUCUGAGAGAGAAUAUGAACUAACAUAUUUAGAACUUGAGAAUUAAACUGGAAGAAUUUCUGUCUGUGCAAUCACCCCUGCUGAAACCUGUCUGGUUUACAUGAAUGUGUUUAAAUAGAAGGAUGUAAAAGCUUCACUCGAGUCCGUCUCAGGCUCAGCUGAGGAGAUUUUAGAGAAAAGGCAUAAAGUAGUAUUUCUUUUAUUUUUCAAAAUAUCUGGACAGUUAAAUCGUUAAGGUACAAACAGAACCAUUCUGAGUGGUUUGAGUCAGAAUUGUUCACAGUGUCGUGACAGGAAACAGUUACUCACAGCUACUUCACGGAAAGUUAUUACUCUGAAUGAUUAUAAAUAUGUUGUCAGAUGUCAGAGACACUGUUGUAUGAUCGUUAUGAAAUAAGGAGUCAGCCUAAAUUAUAUUUUCAUAUCUGGUCACAGCGGAGAGGAACAUGCAGUGUGUUCUAAGGCAAAACAGCACCCAGAGAAAAUGAUUAUCAAACCAUUAUCAGCAUUAAAUAUGAAAACUCAAAAGACAGCUGUAGAUUCACUGGCUAGUUUAGUUAGCAUAUAAAGUGUUUAUAUUCACAGGGUACACUUUGAGACCCCUGGUUCCUAUCACCACUAUUAUAAAGUAAUCUGAAUCAGUAAGGUUCUCUACAAUGAACUGUUUCAGAAUGACUUUGUUUACAUCUUAAAGACUGAGUUUUACAGAUGUUCUGAAAAAUCAGAGGAAUUCCCCUUUAAUAAUAAAAGGCCAUGCAAUGGUCUUACAAUAGACAGUAAACGUUACAGCACAGCCAAGUUUACUGCAUACGAUGGCCCGAAAUGAAGCUCAUGAUGAGAUUAACAUUUCCUUAAACAGAGUAUUAUUGUGAGUAUUUAUGAAUGAGGAAGUUUACUUGAAAGAGAGAGGAAGGAACCGUCUCAGCCGGUCCUAACUGUUCAUAAUUAGCAGGUGUUAACAGUAGUUUUAAUCAUUUCAUUUUAACUGUAAAUUACAGUCUGUGCCUUCUGCUUGUUUUAUGUAUAUGCAUUAACCAAAAAACACUUUGUCCAAAUAUGAUGAUCAAUAAGCGUACACUGCUGUAGUUUUGUGUGACCUACUAAUAAU